Messenger RNA from Filobasidium floriforme, 2865 nucleotides. RefSeq lists its product as uncharacterized. The record is from RefSeq and is a predicted model, not a curated record. NCBI's taxonomy places the organism in Eukaryota, Fungi, Basidiomycota, Tremellomycetes, Filobasidiales, Filobasidiaceae. The transcript is spliced from 3 exons. Bases 1 to 2865 code for a protein of 954 amino acids.
AUGACAUCGUCCACCACGGCGAUCAGGACGACAGAUCCGAUGCCAACUCCCGUCACCCCUUCCACCCCUUCUCCACCUAAACCCGUCCCGGCUCUUCACGGAUCUCUCAGUCUUCCGUAUGCGAGGAACCCGAGCGGUACCGAUUCCGUCAUCAACGAUCCUCGGCAGACCUACCUUUCUCAAGUCUGGGGGGUCAAGACCAAGCCCCGAUUCUCCGGGAUCACUACUGCCUCUACUCGAUCUCACCCUCAUAGCGGAAUGGAUCAGGCUCGGGGUAUCGCCAAGAAUGAUGCUGGACGGAUAGGAGAUUGGGGGGAGAUGCGAAAGGAGAGCAAGGAGAAUCAACCCAUCCCGAACGACACCACCGCCGCUCAUCAGGCCUACUCUCAGCGUGAUACCGGGUCUGCGGGACCUCUCGUAGUGGAAGACCCUGAUCAAGUUAUCGGCAGGAAAUCCAACUCGAGACACCAGCAAAAGGCUUUCGUCCGACAGCCUCCUAUCAUCUCUACUUCUACUUUCCCCCAGCCCUUGAAGACUGCGCACUCGAAAUCGACGUCGUUAAGUCUAAGGGCGGAGACGAUGUCACCGAUCGAGUCGGGUUCGGAUACCGAUAGCGAUAGGACGCCUACUAGGCCGACUUUCGACCUCGCUAGGCAGUCGCAAUCUUACUCGUCGUUGCAUACCUACUCGUCCACGGGGGAACGCCCGGCUCAGAAGGAGAAGGAGGACUAUAACCCCGUUCUAUCCGCACUCGCCUUUCAGAGCAGGUUGCUCAGCCCCGAUCCUAAACCUCGGAUUCAAUCGCAAACUCAAACUCAAACUCAAUCUCAACCUCAAUUUCAAUCUCAACCUCGUCAUACAACAACACCCACUACUACUACUCCACCUCGUCCAAACCGAUCCGCUUCCACCUCGGGAUCUCAUACUAUCGACGGGUACGGCCCGCCUCAACCGCCCACCGUCUCGCCCGUCUCGGCUGAACGAAAGGCGGCUAUCGCGGCUGCGGAGAGGAGGAGGAGCUUGCAAGGACAAGGAAACGGGUCGCCAGGACGACGGGCUCCCGGGUCGCCCGGUCGUUACGAUGGGUCUCCGGGAAGACCGAGUCCGAGUCGAGAUACGUUGGCAGGUGCAUCUCGAGGUCGAGUUAGUCUGGGCGUGUCUGCGACGAGGACGCCUGAAGAUUCGUUGAUGACUAGGAGCCCUGGGAAUCUUCAUCGGUCGGACGAGGGCAGUCCGUUCGUGACAUCGGGAGGAGGUUCUUGGGCUUCGAGGACGACGACUGCCCUAGCAAGAGAUGCCAUGCAGCAGAAAGGGAAAGCUUUUGCCCAUCUUUCGCCAAGGCGUGAGAUCGUCGCCGACACAAGCCGAGAUGAUCCCGAGAUGUCUUCGCAAGCCAAGAUGCGGUAUAGUCCCAAGCGGGGUCAAUGGGUCGCCGCCGGCAAACAGGAUGACGAGCAGGAUGGCAACAAAGCGCUUUCGACCGACAACCUUUCCGCCGACAAGCAGCCUAUCAAAGUCGAAAUGGAGACGACUACCUCUACCGCGUUCCUCGGCCAUUCGCCCUCGGCGUCCAAGGUCGAGCAUUCCGCUCGCAACCCGUUUGAUUUCACCUUUCUCCAACCGGUCCCUACUACCAUUCCUGUCACAUCCAGCCCCAUGCAGACGAAACAGCAAGCGGGUCUUGGUCUAGGUCGGCCUGGACUCGGCAAGCCGAAACGAAACUCUAGCGGAACAGCUGCGAAUGACCCGAGUGCUGCGCAGGACUCGCCGAGGGAUAAACGUCGGAUGACUAGCAGCGAGAAUGAGUCGCUGGCCGGCGUCUUUCCCACGCUCUUCAUCUCGAAACGGGGCGGACCCGCCAACAACCAAGGCAGCCAGACUCUGAAAUCGAAUGCACCCUCCCGUCCUCUCGCCUCAUCUGCCUUGUCGCACGGCGAACCUAUGCCCAACCCAUUCCUCUCGCCUCCUUCCACUACAGACCUCGUCGAACGGCUCGAACCCGGACGCAGGGUCGUCUCCGAGCCGAUCCCCAUCAUCGAUGCACCCGCCGAAGCCGUCGCUACCGGAUUUGCCAACUUUAUCAGCAACUCGCGGAUCGUCUCUGAUCCCACCCCUUUACCCAAAUUGCAACAGAACGUCAAUAAUGCUACGAGGAAGCGUAACCGAAACAAGCAAGCCAAGAAGGGGUUUCCUAACCCGGAGCCGGUCGUACACAAUUGGACGAGCCUCAAGGAAAAGUUCGAAUUCCCUACGCUCCCUGUUGCAAGCGGCAGCGGGUCAAAGAACAAUGGCGGCGAUGACAAGAUACAGCUUUACGAUACGAAAUCCGACAUGACCGAGAGACCUAUCUUCACCAAGCCCGACACGAACCGGAAACCCACCAUCACGAAACCCGCAUUGAACGAGAAACAACCACGACCUGACGAUACCAAACCGAAGACGAAAUUGGCGCUCCACGAUAGUCUUCCUGGCUCCAACGUCACGCACUCGCAAGUAUCGUCCGCAGCUCGACAUCAACGCGACGAGCCGCCUCACACUAGACUUACGAACAGCUACGAGAACAAGAUCACACAAAACAAGCUGAAAAACGACUCGACGUACAAGCAUACCCGUUCUCCUUACGAUGACAACGAUAAGACCCAAACAACCGACGGUACAGCCAAGAGCGACCAAGACCACAUCAAUGUCCCGGCUGCUCGACGCGGCUCGGACAGCCAGGCUCGAGAUCGCAAGAGGGUCGACAAGGUCAACUCGACCUCGCCUUCCGCCUGGAUUCGUGCGAAACAACAGCCUGCCGAACAGUCUCCCAGCAAAUUUGCGGGCCACAUCUACGACGUCUCGAGUACCGGACAUACCCUGAUCUGA